GCCCCGCGGCCUCGGCACGCCGGCAUGGAGGGGAGCGGCGGCGGGGCGGAUCCGGGCCCGGGCCCGGCCACGGCCCCGGCCCCGGCCCCGGGCGGGGAGGGCGAGGGCUGCGAGGGACUGUGGGAGCUGCCGGUGGAGCGCUGCGAGAGGCGGCCCGUGUGCGGGCGCUGCAGCCGUCCUCAGAAGGUGUGUUUGUGUCCUUUCCUGCCUGUACAUCCACUAAAGGUCUCCACCUGCUUGUAUAUAAUUCAGCAUCCAGCAGAGGAAAGUCGAGUGUUAAGGACGGUACCUUUGCUAGCAGCUUGUCUCCCUCCAGACAAAUGCAAAAUUUUGGUUGGUCGACGUUUUAAUGAAGACAGAUAUCCUGAAUUAGCAUCUGUGUGCAGAAAUCCCAAUACUCUAAUUUUGUAUCCUGGAGCUGAAGCAACCAAUUUGGAAGAAGUUACAGUGAUGUCUUCUAGUCCAUCUGUUAUGAUUAUCAUCGAUGGAACAUGGAGUCAGGCUAAAGAUAUAUUUUACAAAAAUUCUCUCUUCCGCCUUCCCAAGCAGGUGCAGUUAAAACCCAGUAUUUCAAGUCAAUAUGUAAUUCGUACACAACCAACAAACACCUGUCUGUCUACUCUUGAAUGUGCAGCUGUUGCCCUUUCCAUCAUGGAAAAAAAUAAGAGUAUACAAGAGACUAUACUCCAUCCGCUUCAAGCUUUAUGCUCUUUCCAACUUCAGCAUGGUGCCCAGAUCCAUCACAGCAAGGAACAUCUUCUCAAAAAUGGCUUAUAUGACAAGCCCAUGCCAAAGAAUAAACGCAAACUCAGAAGAAUGGAGCUUCUGGUGAAUAAUGUUAAAAUAUAAGAAAACUGUACUGACUGUAUGGUGGGAUUUAUUUGCAGCUAGCAAAUGAAUAUGAAUCUGGAUUUGAUCCAAACAGUUGACUGUACUCUAAUAAAACAACUUUUAGGCCCUUCUUAGGCAAGAUUUUGUCUACCAGUGUGACAAACAGUUAUGGACUAGCUUUUUCCUUUAUGCAGUAAGCCAGGUGCCUUUGUUCAGAUGAUGGAGGAGCAUUCUCAUUUCCUGUAGAGAAGAGGAAGAAAACCAAACAUAAUUUAGACUUAUGUUAUCGCUUGGUGUCAGAUAUGAUCCUCAGUAUGACUGGAUGAAUUUAUUUUGGAGAGGCUUUUACCAGUACAAAAAGACAAGAAAUAUGAAUAUGGAUGUGAUGGAAUGGUAAAGCUUCAAUGGUUAGAAUUAUUUUGAAUUACAACUGAUCUUUUUAGCUUCAGUAUCUGACUACAGUAGACUUUCAAACCAUAAUUUCUGAUAUUCUUUAGUUCAGAUGAACAUAAGACAUGUUAUUUGGACAGUUCUUUCUAACUUCGAGAUUAUUUCUUCUAUAAUUAGAACUCCUUUUUGUAAAUUUACAUAAGUUUUACAAUGCAGUCAUGUUUAGUUUCUCUCAGACUUAAUUUGUAAAUUAAGUCUGCAUAAGUUUCUACAAGAAACUAAACAAUUCUGACUUACAAAAAGAAAAGUAGAAAUAGUGAUUUGUGGAAUUAAAACUCAGGUGCAUUGCUUUUACUUGAGCAAAAAUUAGUCUUCCGCAGAUGGGGAGAUGUUGUGGAUAUAAAUACAUCAUACUUAUACUCUGACAUACAAUGAUUAUGCUAGUAAAGGAAUUAAACAAGCCCAGUUUAAACUGCUCUGUAAGAAGUAUGAUGCAAUAACAAAUGAUUAUGUUUGGUUACAAACAACUAACAUGAUUAUAGAUCCUCUAGGCUUCAUGUGUUUAGUUUUUUACUUCUAGCAGUGAUAUAAAUGUACUUCUUUCUAAUGGGAAUUGCAAGAAGCAGAAGAAUUGGGUAUUUUUAGAGACUUUCUGAAAUAAUAUUUUAUGAUAUGGAGGGAAAAGUAAAGUGAAGUAAAGGUUCUGAUAGUCCUUAUUUCUACUUUAAUACCUCCUGCAUUUAAGAGAUUAAAAUGCUUAAUGUUUGCCUUUACUGUUAGUUCCCCUCUAGGUAACAACAUGAAGCUAAUUGGGUACUAAUUAGUCUUAGAAAAGAUAUUUUGUCUUUAAUUAAUGAUCUGUAAGACAAGAAACUACAGAAGUGCAGUGGGGGUGGGGUGAGGGGAUGUGUAAACACAACUAACCGAUAUUUUACUGAAAGCUUUUCUACAAUUAAUAAGAGAGGUCAAAAUUAGGUCAGAGAUUAGCUAAGAAGUUUUAGUUGACCCUGAGCUAAUAGUGACCUUUUGUUUAGGCAUGGAUAAACAAUAUAAUUUGUCUGGCUAUGCGAGCAAAGCUUAUAUAACCUUUUCCUCGUCUCUCAGUCCAGAUAAAUCCCAUAUCUGUCACUAAAUUUAGCAAAGCUGAAUUAGUUUUGACAAAUCUGAAGCAAACCAGUCUCAUAUGAUUAAUGAUAGCAUAGAUGCACUUUUGUUCACAUUGGAACAGAGAACUGUAGCACACCAAUCUCCAGGCUAACUUGGAGUCUGAAGUUGCAGUCUUGAGCAAUUUGUGUGCACAGCCUUGUGAGUGAUGCUAUGUCCAGUUACCUGCUGGACUGGUAAUCUUCCUUUCCUCUGCCCUGGGACAUGGUCAAUAAUUCCUUGAGGAAACAUGGGUAUCAAUUAAGCUUUAUUCUUAAUGUCAUAUUUACAUAUAUGAAUCAUGUUCACAUUUAAUGUUGUUAAUUUAAUUUACUUUAUUUUAAAUUUAUCUCAAGCAGCAGUGUAUCUUUUGACCUACAUUUUGAAGUUUGUUUUCCUAGGCAGAAGAUUAAAUGUGUCUUUACAAAAUAUGUGAGUUUAUAUUAUAGAUAACAGAAAGAAAUUUGUACUACAGCCUGGGAUUCAUAGCCAUUUGCAAAAUGCCUUAGAAUUACAGGAUCAGAGAAAUCAGAAUUGCCUUAAUUAAAUUAUAAUCCUACUUUAAAUACUCUUGUACAUGGAAUCUAUGCAGAGUUUUCAUGUUUUUCAGCAAUGGACAAAUUCUGCACAGCCUACAAAAAGGACUUUUUAGCUUUGUUGAUUUUUCUUGUUCUUUUAAUUUUGCUCCUGUGGAUAACAGGAUUUUGUAGGACCUCAUGCUGGAUGCAUGGAAACCUUUAAUUGCUAAUUUCCUCUGUUGUACAAUACUAGAUCAAUCAAUAUGCAACUGUUACUGAAGAAAUUAAAAACAAUGCAUUGCAAUUGCAAACUCCAGGCAUUUUAUGUUUUUUGAGGUUUUUUGUACGUCCCAGCUUAGCUAUAAUGUAAUGAACAUUUAGGUGCAGCACAGCAGUCACAUGAAGUUCAGUUUCAGAUUUGUUUGAAGCUGUUAAACACAAAAUACAAAGUUCCACUUUUUAGGUGGAACUUGCAUGACUUAAACAAUAUGCACAGUGUAAGAGGAAGAAUUUAGAAAGUUUGUUUUCAGGUCUUUUGGUUUCAGAAAUUGGCAAUAAAUACAUUACCUCAAAGAAAUGAAUACUCUGAAGUCCAAACUCUCUUGACAGAAGCUGUGUGUGAGCACUCUUUGUAAGCAAUUUCAUUAGAAUGAAUUUAAUUUGCAAUUUUACUUUGCAUAAUGGUAAAUCCAUUUCAUUUUUCCCUUACCAAAAGAUUAAUGACUGAAACCCACCAGUCUAACAAGAUAUUGAUUAAAAAGGAAGGAAUGUGUUUGCUUCUCAUGUUUGCUCCUUUGUCCUUGUCCAUUUUGUACUUCCAAAUAUUGCUACCAAAAUUAAAUCUGUUUGUGUGUGCUGCAGUCUCAUAUUUUGGGGAACUGGUGGCAUGGACAGGGGGCUUUUGAACACAUGCAGAUAUUUUUUCAAAGGUGAACACUGUUAAUUCACCAUUUUCAUAGUCUACAGGAGUAAGUCUAUGAAAAAACACAAGGAUGGAAAUGUUUCAAAAUAAGGACACAAGCCACACCUCCUCUUUUGUUUAGAAUGCUUUCUUAUUAAAGAGACACUCAGGACAAACAUAAAUGUAUUUUUCUUCAACAUUGUACUUUUGUUGCCUCAUAACCCCAUACUACCAAUAAAUUACUCUUUAUUAGUUUUUCUUGAGAUGAAAAAGGAACUUUUCAAGUGACUUCAAAAGAGGCAAAAAUUAUUUUAAAACCAAGAGUUUUCUUCUCCACUGCUACAUUGGAUAAAAAAUUGCUUAUGCUGCACUAUUUUCUACAACUUCCCUGCUUGUUUUGAAAUUUAAUUAAAAACUGGAUUUUUUAAAAGA
Molecule: messenger RNA, 4215 nt
Organism: Passer domesticus (house sparrow)
Lineage: Eukaryota; Metazoa; Chordata; Aves; Passeriformes; Passeridae
Gene: DTWD2
Product: DTW domain containing 2
Exons: 6
Coding region: 25-849 (274 amino acids)
Source: RefSeq, a predicted model, not a curated record